Molecule: messenger RNA, 2328 nt
Organism: Cladophialophora immunda
Lineage: Eukaryota; Fungi; Ascomycota; Eurotiomycetes; Chaetothyriales; Herpotrichiellaceae
Exons: 2
Coding region: 1-2328 (775 amino acids)
Biological process (GO): DNA-templated transcription; regulation of DNA-templated transcription
Molecular function (GO): zinc ion binding; DNA-binding transcription factor activity, RNA polymerase II-specific; DNA binding
Source: RefSeq, a predicted model, not a curated record
AUGCCCGGGGUCGUGGAGCCUCCGGUUCGCAGCUUCCACCCACCCAGCCAAAGGCGGAACGGCAUUCUCUGCCCCCCACGUGCACGAGCAGCGUGCACUCUUUGCCGAGCACGAAAGAUCAGGUGUGAUGCUAGAGGCAGUCAGCCGUGCACGAAUUGUGUCUUCGAAGACGUCCAGUGCAUUCUAUUACCGAGGCAGCGUCGCGCCAAAAACCAAACCAGUCUCACGAAACGUCAGAAUGGACUUUCAGCGGAAGACUCGAGUGAGAUUCCAGCCUUAUCAGCAAUCGAUACAGCUGACAUCGGACCAUAUCACAAUCAAUCGCGGCAAAACCUUCCAUCUACUAACAACGUGGAUCAAACCAGUCCAGAUUCUGGUCCCACCAUCAUAAAACAAACAUCCGCUGGCCUUGAUAGCAAGUCUGCUCAGGAUAGCGAGGACGAGAUCGAUUGGUAUGAGGCUGCACUGAACAGCGUUCCUCCUCCGUGUUCUCCGAAUUCAUCUGCAUCUUCGACAUUGGAUCGGACGUGGCCUGCUUCAGAACCGUCAUCAGCUGAUUCCCCAGUAGCACGGUUUGUGAAACCUGCCCCCUCCUGCCUUUCGAGGGCGGACUUGAAUUAUCUCCAUCAGAAAGGCGCUUGUUCUCUUCCGGAUGCAGAGCUUCGGGACGCAUUAAUUGAGAGCUAUAUCGACUACAUCCAUCCGUGUUACCCAUUCCUUGAUCUAGACACGUUGGACAAAGCCCUUUACGGCAACUCAGAUCAGCUGUUUAGUCUCCCCGUCCUCCAAGCGGUAAUGUUUGCGGGAGCAUCCUGGGUCGACAUCAAGUUACUGAGGAGGCGAGGCUUCUUGACCAGGAAAGCUGCCCGAAUGACAUUUUACCUGAGAACUCGGUUGUUGUAUGAUCUAGAUUAUGAGAAGGACCCCAUGUGCAACAUCCAGACCCUCAUUCUUUUGUCACUUUGGUGGGAAGGACCACCGCAAUACAAAGAUGGCUGGCAUUGGCUGGGAAUCGCCCUGUCUCUUGCCAGAGCCAUUGGAUUGCACCAGGAUAUCAACAACCAAUAUCUGAAGCCAAAGGCUCGUGCAUUAAGACGGCGCCUUUGGUGGAGUUGCACCAUCAGAGACACGUGUGCCUCGAUGGCAACGAACCGAGUUCCGCGGAUCCGAGACUCAGAUUUUCGAGUGGCACCUCUGACUCUGGACGACUUCGAAAUAAAUGUCCAUCCAAGGCCCGACCACCACAAUAUGAGGGCAAAAUCUCUAUAUUUUCAGAGACAACAGGCAUCGAUCUGUAUACAAACAGCUAGCAUCUGCAGAAUCAUCACCAGGGUGCUGCUCAAGGCUUAUCACGAGACAUCAACCGGAAACAUUGAUAUUUUGUACUUUCAUCCUAUUCCUAAACAACGGAAAACUCAUAUUGAACCGCGCGAGUUGAGAGAUAUCGAAGAUGACUUUCGACAAUGGCUGGAGAACGCGCCUUCGGAGGUCCUACACCCCGGCCCGAUGCCUUCACGAUCGGAUACACACGAGCGGGCACUAUUCGUGCACCGUGCACUGCUUUCCAUUUUGUAUCACACAGGCUUCGUCUUGAUACAUCGACAGAGGACACUUCCAUCUAACGGACAUGUACCCGACGAACCGAAUAAAUCUCCACUCGCCGAAGGUACACCACGGGCCAUAGUCCGAGAAGCUGCCUUGCAGGUGAACAAAAUCAUCAUGGAUGCCUAUGCUGCAGACGUGAUGAAGGAGAUGCCCCCCACUGUGAUAAGCUGCCUCUUUCCAAUAAGCGUCAGCCAUAUUACCGACAUGAAAAGUGAGGACCCCAUGGUGCGCUAUGAAGGACGCCAGAGGCUGGAAGAAUGCAGACAGGCCCUUCGGGAACUUGUUGACGGCCACCUUUCUGCAGAGUGGGCAGUUAAUUUCUUGAGCUAUGUCGAGUCCCGGCUUAAUCCUGUACAGCAUCCAACAACAAAAAGGGGGCCAGCUGUGGUCCAUGGGAAAACUCUAUCGACUGUCCCAGAAAAGAUGUCACUGGCUGGAUAUGACCAGUGUCAAGGAUGGGAACAGAAUCGAGGCCAGAACACUGAAGGUGACGCACCAAUUCAACCUUCGGGUAGUGAAGGGCCAAAGUCCACAAACCUGGCAUCUCCAAACCUGGACGAGCAACCUACCGCAGAGCACAAUCCCUUCUUGUAUACCCAUACACCAGCUGGUUUUUCGGACCUAGUCUUCCCAGAUACGUGGCUGGGUGGGCCAGAUGCACAGAACAGUACAUCUGGUGGUACGUGGGUUGACAAUGACAUUAUAUCCCUGCCUUUUGCAUGA